UUUCUGCCAGCUUAACGUAGUUUCAAGUUUCCAUUUAUGAAAGAAUCUAAUUCUGUAACAUUCUUUCUGCUCAGUAAGUUUUCGAACUACGAACUGAACUGAGCACAUUUACGUAAAGUAUAGGCGCCUGAUUUGAGAAGAUCCCUAAACCCGAUUGUCUUUUCGGAGACGCGGCAUCAGUCCGUGUCUGUGCCUACCAGUCCUUAUUCUCGAGCUCACAGUGUUGAUCGAUUGAUUCAGCAUGGGUGCCGAGGGAGGUAAGACGCGUCGCGUUGCUAGCGGCGGCAGCGCUGAUCGCAAGCGACGACGAGCUAAGUACUUGCCUCACAAUCAAAAGAAGGCCGUAAUUUCGCAUGGGCAGCAAGGUUUUUUGGUGACUUGUGUUGGGGGGAAAGAGCGAGCCAGCAUUCAGGAAAUUAGCAACGUUCUUGAUGAGUUUUUUGAUAGGCCGAGCACUCUGCCUCCAUUAGGUCUACCGAUUCGCAUAGAAGCAGAGGAUGCAAGAGGUUUUGAUGAUCGCACUGGCAACAGUGGCACUUCAGAACAUUCAGAAGAAAGUGGAGAUGACGAGAGUGAUGAAAGUGAUGAUGAGGGUGCUAGAAAAGUGUCCAAAUUGGCACCUCCAGCUGUAGCACCAAUCUCCACUGAAGUCAAAAGCAGAAGCGGUGGGAUUGACGAGCUUCUUGCUGCAGAAAUUGAUGAGAUUCGGACCAAGAAAAAGGCACGUUUCUCUGGGUGUGAGACAGGCUGUCACGGUGUAGUUUUUGUACGUAUGUUCAAGGAUGCAGCUGCCCAGCGGAGCCCGAUGGAACUCGCGGAAGCAAUCAUACGAGAUGCAGCUGCUACCAAAAAAUCUAGGACCAGAUAUAGUAUGCGAUUAAUACCUGUAGAGACAACAUGUUAUGCAUCAGCAGCAGAGGUGGCGAAAGCUGCGAAAGCUAUGGUAGCUCGGCAUUUCCCUGUUGGAGAGGGGUACCCUACAUUCAAGUUCGCGGUAGCCAUUGAGGCCCGAGCAAACACUUCAAUAGACAAGAUGGAGCUCAUCAAUGCAGUUGCAAAAAUCGUUCCACAACCUCAUUCUGUUGACCUCAGAAAUCCUCAGAAGACUAUUCUCUUGCAGAUAGUGAAGACCACUUGUGCUUUGGGAAUAGUUCGUGAAUUCAAGGAGCUUGCCAAGUACAACUUACGGAUGCUCACUAAUCCAGAGCUGGAGAAACAACCUAGUAAGGAGCCAAGUUUAAUACCAGGCGGUGCCCCAGUGGAUCCUCUGGUGCGAACAGAUACACCCCGAAUCAACGCCUCCAGUGCAGCAGAUGUCACUUCAGAUAAAUUGGAAGAUAAUCAAGACUCCAAGAAUGAGAAUGACUCGGAAAAUAAACAAGAAUUCAAGAGUGACGAAGGGACAUUGUCUUGAGAUUCCAAUAGAUGACUGAUUUUGGUCUUAUUUUCUGUCUAAAUUAGAAAGCUAUGAAAGAUCAAAGUAUCUUAGUUUUGAGCUAUUUACAUUUUUCACAUCAUUAUUGUUGAUUUCUGGAUUCCUGGUUCAGAAAUGUUCCUCAGGACAUAGUCGUUUUCAUUGAUAAGGUCCAAUCCAUGAAUUAUCUGGAGGUCCCAUCCCGGGACGAUAGGGUGGAUCAUGCUAAUUAAAAAACGUUCCAUAUGAAUCAAGUUGUUCACAGGUCAAUAACACACAUAAAUUUGGAAUA
This is a messenger RNA of Physcomitrium patens, 1706 nucleotides long. RefSeq lists its product as uncharacterized. Gene Ontology annotation, molecular function: RNA binding. Lineage: Eukaryota; Viridiplantae; Streptophyta; Bryopsida; Funariales; Funariaceae. Gene Ontology annotation, biological process: tRNA modification. The record is from RefSeq and is a predicted model, not a curated record.